Labeo rohita (rohu) is the source of this 3405-nucleotide messenger RNA. RefSeq names its product retinoic acid receptor beta. Bases 519 to 1904 code for a protein of 461 amino acids. Gene Ontology annotation, biological process: cellular response to corticotropin-releasing hormone stimulus; regulation of transcription by RNA polymerase II; retinoic acid receptor signaling pathway. Gene Ontology annotation, molecular function: zinc ion binding; nuclear receptor activity; nuclear glucocorticoid receptor binding. The transcript is spliced from 9 exons. NCBI's taxonomy places the organism in Eukaryota, Metazoa, Chordata, Actinopteri, Cypriniformes, Cyprinidae. The record is from RefSeq and is a predicted model, not a curated record. Gene Ontology annotation, cellular component: transcription regulator complex; nucleus.
CUCCUCCGAUCUGUCACAGCUGCUCCAGGGCGCUGAGAUACAGAAGGAGAGCCGGGGUGAGGAGGGGUCUCUCCUCAGAUCAUGACAUUAGCACAGUACACCCACCCCCUGCACCUGCGACGGCGCUUUUCUGACAGAAAACUCACCGUGAGCGCACGGGUCGGUCGAACGGAGGAUCUUACUGGCCGUUACAGACCGUUGGCGACUCAAGCGGGCGAAAGGAGACAAAUCAACAAAAAGCGCGCCUUGCGUGCGUGAAGAAAGUGAAAGUGAGCAUGUCGUCAUCUACUGAGAUCGGCAGAUUACUGUACUACUGAAAGCAAUGCCACUGUGUGACAGCAGGCCCAGUCAUGUCCUGUGAUUGGUGUACCUUGGAGGAGAAUAUCAUGCAGUUCUGCCCCCUGGCACGCUAAGAGCCUUUUGGAGGUUUCUCCGAUAGAGAUGAGGAAAUACGUCACAUCUGCCUUGAAGAGAAUGAACCCUGAUCCUUUCUAAUUUACGUUCAUCCUCCCCGAGGAAUGAAGACGGUGAGCCGAACCCCAGCUUCCAGCUGUAGUUCCACGCUCGUCCAGAUGAGGCGCUACAGAGCGGGAGUUUAUCCCUUCCUGUUCCCAUCAGUCAUCAGCUCCCUAAACCUGCCCUCCCCAACACAGACACAUAACACCCCCAACAGCAGAGGAAGCCCAUCUCCUGUGGCCAUUGAGACUCAGAGCACCAGUUCUGAGGAAUUGGUCCCCAGUCCCCCAUCACCUCUACCCCCUCCUCGUGUCUACAAACCCUGCUUCGUCUGCCAGGACAAGUCCUCGGGGUACCACUAUGGUGUCAGUGCCUGUGAAGGCUGCAAGGGUUUUUUCCGCAGAAGUAUCCAGAAGAACAUGGUGUACACAUGCCACAGGGAGAAGAACUGCAUUAUCAACAAGGUGACUCGGAAUCGCUGUCAGUACUGCCGGCUGCAGAAGUGCUUCGCUGUGGGAAUGUCCAAAGAGUCUGUCCGGAAUGACAGGAAUAAGAAGAAAAAGGAGAUUCCAAAGCAAGAGUUGGCCGAAAGUUAUGAGUUGACAGCAGAGCUAGAGACUAUCAUUGAGAAGAUACGGAAAGCUCACCAAGAGACGUUUCCCUCGCUCUGCCAGCUGGGCAAGUACACCACGAACUCCAGUGCGGAUCACCGUGUGCGAUUGGAUCUGGGUCUCUGGGAUAAGUUCAGUGAACUGGCCACUAAGUGCAUUAUUAAAAUCGUGGAGUUUGCCAAACGAGUUCCUGGUUUCACUGGACUCACUAUCGCCGAUCAGAUCACACUGCUCAAAGCUGCCUGCCUCGACAUAUUGAUACUGCGUAUCUGCACACGUUACACCCCUGACCAGGACACAAUGACGUUCUCUGAUGGUCUCACGCUGAACCGCACACAGAUGCACAACGCUGGCUUCGGCCCGCUGACAGACCUGGUGUUCACCUUCGCCAACCAGCUUCUGCCCAUCGAGAUGGACGACACGGAGACAGGACUGCUGUCCGCCAUCUGCCUCAUCUCCGGAGAUCGCCAGGAUUUGGAAGAGCCUUCAAAAGUGGACCAGCUCCAGGAACCCCUGCUAGAGGCUCUGAAAAUCUAUGUGAGAAAGCGCAGACCUAGUAAACCACACAUGUUUCCCAAGACCCUCAUGAAGAUCACAGACCUGCGCAGUAUCAGUGCUAAAGGUGCAGAGCGAGUAAUCUCUCUGAAGAUGGAGAUCCCUGGAUCAAUGCCUCCUCUCAUCCAGGAGAUGCUGGAGAACUCGGAGGGUCAGGAUGGGCAGAACUCCUCAGAACGGAGCGGCACGGACAAAAACAGCAGCAGCUCGACGGAGCCCAAACCCUCAGCCCCCUUCCCGGAGCCCACAGAUGGGGCCACUUCCUCCAGCGAGGAGCCCUAGAACCGAAGCGGCACGUGAAAACUCAGACUGUGAGACAUUGCUUUGGACAGUACUGGUAGACUGGAGGCCGACCUCUCCAGCGUGUUGGAUUUCUGGUUGAUUUCUGCCCAUUUCCUGCUUUAAGAACAGAUGACGGCUGGUGUAUAAUCAAAUCAUCUUGGAAGAAUCAAGUCCUGAAAGCAUCAAUAUCAAAGGACUGAAUCACACACACACCCUGCAGCGUGCAUGUGUGUGUCCCAGACGCCCACCUGUGACGGAUGUGAAGCUCCUCAGGUCUCCUGUAUGGAUUUCUUCAUGUGCAUGAUAAGCUGUUACUUUUUAUUAAUUGAUUUUCACUCUUUCUCUUUCAUUCAAGCCGAUGCAUUCAUUGUACAUAUCAUUGUAUGUUUCUAUGGUGCUUUUUACAUUGUCUAACAUGCUCAUUUAAGAAGGAGCUGAAGUCCUUUAAAAUACACUUAUAUAGAAUGUUUUUGCAUAUAGGCAGUACGGAACUCUAAUAUUUUACAUUGGUUUGUAUAUUUAAAGCUAUACCGAUUCAGAAUUUUUAAAAUCAAUCUCUGUGUUCACUUGUCUGUGUAGGGGCCGAUGAACUCAUACACACACUAGUGCACUCUAUCAGUAAUCAUGAUUUCAGGCCUUCAUAUGGAAUAAGUCUUUAGUAAUUGACUUUAACCACUCUGUCAUACUCACCCUCAUGUUGCUCUAAACCUGUAUGCUCAGUUGUCAAGCUGCAUAUAUAUAUAUAUAUAUAUAUAUAUACAUAUACAUAUAUAUAUCAGAGGCUGCGUUAGACUUUAACAUUGUCCGUCAUUUUGAUGGACAGGAUUGUAAAAAUUUUGUCAUAAUCUAUUAUUACCCUUCAUAUUUUAAUUAUAAUAACACAUUUAAUUGUUUUAAUUUUUGUUAAUCUUUUUAAAUUUAUUAAGAACCUACAAUACAAUAUAGGCUUAUGCAUUUAUUUUGAAGAGAACAGAUGAACACACUCGCAGCGAUUUUAGUAUAUUCUCAUUUUUACGAACCAAUAUCGAUUUGUAAAACCCAAUGGAUCUUUUGGUCUAUGCUAUAUUCGGCUGAUCAAUGAACAGUACAUAGUGGCCUCACAUCCAAUAAAUCGCAAUAGGCUAAGCUUUGUGUUACUUUUGAUAUGAAACAGUGUCUCAAAUUUCAAAUUCUGUCCAUUUCAUUAGGAAAUUCAAGCAAUAAAUACCAUUUCGGCGCUUUUUAGUGUGGCGUGAUAGAUCGUUGUAGCUUCUGUGUACUCGCCUGUGUAAUCAAACGCAUAGCAAAAGAAUCGUGACAGUUUCGUUUUUGUUCUGGAUCCAUUGCUCUGCUGCUACAAUGGAGUGCACUCGCCACCAACUGGACAGGGGUGGCAAUUACAGUUAGAAGUUACAAUAUAUCCCCCUCAGUGUAAUCUGUCAAAGUGACAGACUGCCUUCGUCAGUGACAAACAAUUUUCAGUGACGCAACCUCUGAUAUAUAUAUAUAUAUAUAUAUAUAU